CACUCUCGCAGGUAACCUCCCCGCGCUCCCACCCGCACAAAAGCAGCACCCCCGGCAGCGGGGUGGAGCCGCAGCGCUGCGAGCCGAGCCUCUCGCAGGGCCAUGGGAACGUGAGCACACCGGAGGGACCUGGGCGACGAGCUGCGAGCCCUGCGCAGGUGGCAGAGGCGACAGCCAGCCCCCACCAUGGUGUCCAUGGGGCUCCAGCUGCUGGGCUACACCGUGGCCUUCCUGGGCUACAUCGGCACGCUGACAGCCACGCUGCUGCCCAGCUGGAAGACCAGCUCCUACAUCGGCUCCAGCAUCGUGACGGCCAUCAGCUUCACCAAGGGGCUGUGGAUGGAGUGCGCCACGUACAGCACGGGCAUCACCCAGUGCGACAUCUACAGCUCCCUGCUCAACCUGCCCGCCGACAUCCAGGCGGCACAGGCGCUCAUGGUGAGCUCCUGCGCCGUGUCCUCCCUGGCCUGCCUGCUCUCUGUGGUGGGCAUGCGGUGCACCGUGUUCAGCCAGGGCUCGCCGGGCAAGGACCGCGUGGCGGUGGCGGGCGGCGCCGCCUUCGUGCUCGGGGGGCUGCUCUGCUUCAUCCCGCUGGCCUGGAACAUCCACGUGGUGCUGCGCGAUUUCCGCAACCCCGUGCUCCCCGACAGCAUGAAGUUCGAGCUCGGCGAGGCUCUUUACCUCGGCAUCAUCUCCUCCCUCCUCUCGCUCAUCGGCGGCUUCAUCCUCUGCGCCUCCUGCCCCGCCCGGGACGCGACCGCCGCCUACUCCAGCGGCUACCAGCCGCAGCUGCUGGCGAGCAAGAGCCCCCGGCCCUCCGUCAGCCCGGCGCAGAAGACCAAGAGUGAAGUCAAUUCCUACAACCUGACAGGAUACGUGUAGUGGCUGCCGGUGGGAGCCAGGCUGGCACCUCUCCCGGCUCCCCAGGGCUGGCACCGAGGGAACGCGGUAAGAGCAGAGGACACGGCGCUCAACCCUCUCCUGUGCUUGGGCGGGGGGUUGAUGCCGCUCUCUCCCUGGGAUUCUGAGAGCCCUGUGACUGCUUGGAGAUCCCAGCUGGUGGCUUACAUUGCCCCUGAAUCCAGCUCCUGCUCUUUACUCCGUGCUGCCAGCCCGCAGGCAGCCCCUGGCACGGCGGGACCCCCAGCCUGCAGCCCCAAUGAACCUACCUGGAAAGGGGAGUGGGCUUGUGGCCCCAGGAACCGGCUGCUGGCCAUGAGGCAUCACAGCAGGGUCAAGGGCAUGCGUGUGGGUCUGGAGUCACUGCUGGGGGGUUGAGCGCUGGCUGCAAACCGAUGUCGCAAUAAAUGUGUCUUUC
Messenger RNA from Ficedula albicollis (Collared flycatcher), 1318 nucleotides. RefSeq names its product claudin 2 (gene CLDN2). Gene Ontology annotation, biological process: bicellular tight junction assembly; calcium-independent cell-cell adhesion. The record is from RefSeq and is a predicted model, not a curated record. Gene Ontology annotation, molecular function: structural molecule activity. Gene Ontology annotation, cellular component: bicellular tight junction; plasma membrane. Lineage: Eukaryota; Metazoa; Chordata; Aves; Passeriformes; Muscicapidae. Bases 187 to 882 code for a protein of 231 amino acids. The transcript has 2 exons.